Cynocephalus volans (Philippine flying lemur) is the source of this 3720-nucleotide messenger RNA. RefSeq names its product oxysterol binding protein like 6 (gene OSBPL6). The transcript is spliced from 30 exons. Bases 697 to 3657 code for a protein of 986 amino acids. The record is from RefSeq and is a predicted model, not a curated record. Gene Ontology annotation, molecular function: cholesterol binding. Lineage: Eukaryota; Metazoa; Chordata; Mammalia; Dermoptera; Cynocephalidae. Gene Ontology annotation, cellular component: membrane; intracellular membrane-bounded organelle; cytosol.
GCCGCCGCCGCCGCUGUCGGUGCUGGAGAUCGCGGCGCGGCGCAGGCGGCGCCCGUGCCUCUGCUGCUCCGCCAGCCCGCGCGCCCGUCCGCCCGUCCGUCUGCCGACCGGGGCCGUCUUCUGCCUCCCGCUGCAGGAUCCUCGGCGCCGCCGCUCGCUCCCCAGGUAACUGAGGUCUGGUCCCUGCUUCCCAGAGUGCACGCAGUCUGGUAGGGGAGGGUCUGCUGGGAAAACAGCAAAAGAAGGAAAUUAAGGAGAUGCUCCUGUAAUUUACCCAGGCAACCCCAGCAAGGUCAAUAGACAGAUCGUGUUGCAAGGAGAAAAGCUACAGGCAUCUGAGGAAAAACCAUUGCAAAACAGCUUUGACCAUAAAGCCAACCUAGAAGACUUGGACUACCAGGUGCAAGGCAGAUGGAUGGUACAGGGACCCAGUAACCUUGGUGUUAUAAGGCUGCUCUCUAACCAACUGAGCUGACCAGCCUAUUGUUCUAUUUUUAUGUAGAGAAAAUCUUGCAUGCUAAUUCUUUGAACCUGGAUCUCAGAGGUGGUCUGGACACCCUCAAUAUUUGUCUGCUGUUUUCUCGUCAAACCUGAUUCAUAAAAUGGAAUGAAACUGAAGAGUCACCUAGUUCUUUGUGAAUCUAAGAGAAGAUUGGGAUGGUCUUAAGUGCACGUAACUAGACUCUAACUGCGGCGAUGAGUUCAGACGAGAAGGGCAUAUCCCCUGCUCAUAAAACAUCUACUCCAACCCACAGAAGUGCCUCCUCUUCAACCUCCUCCCAGAGAGACAGUAGGCAGAGUAUUCACAUAUUGGAGAGGACUGCUUCCUCUGGCACCGAGCCCUCUGUAAGUCGGCAAUUGCUAGAACCGGAGCCAGUCCCCCUCUCCAAGGAAGCUGACAGCUGGGAAAUUAUAGAAGGGCUGAAAAUAGGCCAAACCAAUGUCCAGAAACCAGACAAACAUGAAGGCUUUAUGCUGAAGAAAAGAAAAUGGCCUUUAAAAGGCUGGCACAAGCGUUUUUUUGUCCUGGAUAAUGGAAUGUUAAAGUAUUCAAAGGCACCACUUGAUAUUCAAAAAGGGAAAGUCCAUGGGAGCAUAGAUGUUGGACUCUCUGUCAUGUCAAUUAAAAAGAAGGCUCGGAGAAUAGACCUUGACACAGAAGAGCACAUCUAUCAUUUGAAGGUGAAAUCCCAGGACUGGUUUGAUGCGUGGGUCUCUAAACUGCGCCACCAUCGGCUGUAUCGUCAGAAUGAAAUUGUGAGAUCACCAAGAGAUGCUAGUUUUCACAUAUUUCCUUCAACCUCCACUGCUGAAUCCUCCCCAGCUGCUAAUGUGUCCAUUGUGGAUGGAAAGGUGCAACCAAACAGCUUUCCAUGGCAGUCCCCUUUGCCAUGCAGUAAUAGCCUCCCUGCGACCUGCACAACUGGCCAGAGUAAGGUGGCAGCCUGGUUACAGGACUCGGAAGAGAUGGACAGAUGUGCAGAAGAUCUUGCACACUGCCAGUCAAACCUUGUAGAACUUAGCAAACUCCUGCAAAAUUUGGAAAUACUUCAGAGAACUCAAUCAGCACCUAACUUUACUGACAUGCAGCAUGAUAUCUAUGCUUAUCAUAGCCAGGAAAAAAGAACCUUUUUUAUAAAUAAAAGAACCGUUACUAUAAAUAAAAUAAUUGAAGAAGGCUGGCAUUACAAGAACAUAUGCAUUUGUGGAUAUAUAUUAUUUCGAUCUUGUUUUCAUAAGGAAGGGCCACCUGCGAAGGGCCAGUUCAGCACUACUCGGCGCCGGCAGAGGCUAGCGGCAGCAGUGGCUACAACAGUCCCUUUCAGUGCUACCAUGUCACCGGUUCGAUUGCAUUCCUCCAACCCCAACCUCUGUGCAGAUAUUGAAUUUCAGACGCCCCCUAGCCACCUCACUGACCCUCUGGAAAGUUCAACAGAUUAUACAAAGCUGCAAGAAGAAUUUUGUCUAAUUGCACAGAAAGUGCAUUCUCUUUUGAAGUCUGCAUUUAAUAGCAUAGCUAUAGAGAAAGAGAAGCUGAAGCAGAUGGUUUCUGAGCAGGAUCACAAUAAAGGCCACAGCACGCAGAUGGCACGGCUCCGACAGUCACUGUCUCAGAGCGAAGGAGCAAGCAAAUCCUGGGCACUCAACCAGAAUGCUGAACUAAGGAGUCGGUUGAACAGAAUACAUUCAGAGUCUAUUAUUUGUGAUCAGGUUGUCAGUGUAAAUAUUAUUCCUAGCCCUGAUGAGCCUGGUGAGCAAAUCCAUGUCAGCCUCCCCCUGUCACAGCAAGUCGCCAAUGAAAGCCGCCUGUCCAUGUCAGAAUCUGUUUCUGAGUUCUUCGAUGCCCAAGAGGUGCUCCUCUCUGCAAGUUCAUCAGAGAAUGAGGCCUCAGAUGAUGAGUCUUACAUCAGUGACGUGAGUGAUAAUAUAUCUGAAGACAACACUAGUGUUGCGGACAAUAUUUCUCGACAAAUCCUGAAUGGUGAGCUUACGGGAGGGGCCUUCCGAAACGGACGUCGAGCAUGCCUGCCAGCUCCUUGUCCUGACACCAGUAACAUCAACCUGUGGAAUAUCUUGAGGAACAACAUUGGUAAAGACCUGUCGAAAGUCUCUAUGCCUGUGGAGCUAAAUGAGCCACUCAACACUCUGCAGCAUCUCUGCGAGGAAAUUGAGUACAGCGAGCUUCUGGACAAAGCUUCGGAAACCGACGACCCAUAUGAGCGCAUGGUUCUUGUUGCUGCAUUUGCAGUUUCAGGCUAUUGCUCCACCUAUUUCAGAGCAGGAAGUAAGCCAUUCAACCCAGUCCUUGGAGAGACGUAUGAAUGCAUUAGAGAAGACAAGGGAUUCCGAUUUUUCUCAGAACAGGUUAGCCAUCAUCCACCCAUUUCUGCCUGUCACUGUGAAUCAAAGAAUUUUGUGUUUUGGCAAGAUAUCAGAUGGAAAAACAAGUUCUGGGGGAAGUCGAUGGAGAUCCUGCCCAUUGGAACACUGAAUGUCAUGCUUCCAAAAUACGGAGAUUACUAUGUGUGGAAUAAAGUCACCACAUGCAUACACAACAUCCUCAGUGGGAGAAGGUGGAUCGAACAUUAUGGAGAAGUAACCAUUAGAAAUACCAAAAGCAGUAUUUGCAUCUGUAAACUCACGUUUGUCAAGGUCAAUUACUGGAAUUCUAAUGUGAAUGAAGUCCAGGGGGUUGUGAUAGACCAGGAGGGGAAGGUGGUGCACCGGCUGUUUGGGAAGUGGCAUGAAGGACUCUACUGUGGUGUGGCCCCUUCUGCGAAGUGCAUCUGGAGACCAGGUUCCAUGCCAACCAACUAUGAGCUCUACUAUGGCUUCACGAGGUUUGCUAUUGAGCUCAAUGAGUUAGAUCCUGUACUAAAAGAUCUCCUUCCACCAACAGAUGCCCGAUUCCGACCAGAUCAAAGAUUUUUGGAAGAAGGAAAUUUAGAAGCUGCAGCAGCAGAGAAGCAAAGAGUAGAGGAACUCCAGAGAUCUCGAAGACGAUACAUGGAAGAAAACAGCCUUGAACAUAUACCAAAAUUUUUUAAAAAAGUUAUUGAUGCCAAUCAAAGAGAAGCCUGGGUUUCUAACGACACCUACUGGGAGCUUCGAAAGGACCCUGGCUUCAGCAAAGUAGACAGCCCUGUUCUUUGGUAAAUUGAGAAUGUAGAGCUAGCCAACAUAUCACACUCUGAAUGAAUAAAUAACUAUGCACAAUUA